Molecule: messenger RNA, 929 nt
Organism: Culicoides brevitarsis
Lineage: Eukaryota; Metazoa; Arthropoda; Insecta; Diptera; Ceratopogonidae
Exons: 3
Coding region: 209-853 (214 amino acids)
Biological process (GO): mitochondrial respiratory chain complex I assembly
Cellular component (GO): mitochondrion
Source: RefSeq, a predicted model, not a curated record
CUUUUGUCAAAGACAUCUGAUUUUUCGGUGUUGAUGGAGAAUUACGAGAGCAAGUUCCCAAUUUAAACCUUUUUUUAACACAAAGUACGGAUUUUAGACACUUUUUCCGGUGUUAAAGUGUCAUUUAAAACCAUUUUUCAUCAAAUUUUGCUAAUUUUUUUGGAGAUCAAUCGAGUUUUUGGUGAAAAAUACAGGAUUUAGUGUCAGCAUGGCGUUGAUGAAAAGCAGAACUAAAGAUGAAAUCCCGAAAGGAGCAGUUCAGAUGACCAAAGAAGAGGCUUUGGAAUAUCAAUUGAAGACAGUUCAGAAGUGGCCUUCAUCGUAUGAAGUAUGGCCUUUGAAAUAUGCGUCUCCAAUAUGCGGCGUUGCGAGUAUGCUUUCAGCUGCUUUUGUCAAUACUCACUUUCGACGAAAGCUGAAAUUAUUUUCGCACCAUCGGUUUGCCUCUUAUGUGCCGACUGUUUGUCUCCCGGCGAUCAUGACGACGCUUUUUCACUCGAAUUUUGUGAUGACAGACGUUCUUCUCGGCGAAACUCCCUGCCCGGUGUGCGUUCAAACACGAGCAAUGGCGAUUCAAGUGGGCUUUGGCGCCUUGUAUCCCUGUCUUUUGGCACCUAUUUCGUCUUUUAUGUUUGCCACACGUAAUUUCACCUACAGACUGCCCGACCUUUCGAAGAAUCCUUUUGAAAUUUUGAUGAUUGCCAAGAAAAUGUUCAAGCCCAUUCACGGUCACGUUGCGGGAUUUGUCGUUUUGCAUGCCCUGUUGGCGGCAUUUUUGACGCACAAGGAAUACCAAACGACUUUUUGGCUGCGGGAAGAGACUUUGAGGCGAGAAAAUGCCGAAUUGGAGUAAAAUCGCGUUAAUUUUAGUUCAAAUUAGAUGCAAUAAAGUUGAUUUUUUUUUCAAAUCCGACUUGAAACGUUUUGGA